AUGCCGUGUAUGUCUCCAGAAUCACGUAUCCGCGAGGAGCCAUCAUCAGAGGAAAUGAUAAGGGCUAGCUCCGAGGAGGGAGAGGAGGGGGGUGAGCAGGCGCACUUGCUAUCAGCGGAACCCGCAUUUGCAUCCAGACCCGAUCGCUAUGCAAAGGCUGAGUACUUAUCUAAGUACAUCCCCGAACUCGACCCGAGAAAUGCACGCGCACGGACAAUGAGGGUCAAGAUGGCCAAAAGAACGGCCAUGCUCCGAGUGCAGAUGACAAUCGCCACCUUGAUCGUGGCGAUCAACGUCACCAUCAUGCUCUGGGCCGUCCUGACCUAUCCACCCGACGAUCGAGGCGUGGGCACGUUUUCCUUCGGCGACUGUUCCAGUGCUGCCGCCCUCAACAGCGCCUUGCACGUGGCUCUAAACAUCGUGUCGUCCCUUUUUCUCGGUGCCGGAAACUACUGCAUGCAGAUCCUCGUAGCACCGUCGCGCGAGGAGAUCGCACGCGCACACCGCAGAGGCACAGCACUGGAGAUCGGGGUCCCCAGCGUGAGGAAUCUGCGGCAUAUCGAGUGGAUCCGGGUCACUGCCUGGGUUAUCAUUGGUCUCAUCGCAACGUUAUUGCACAUCUUCUGGAACUCUUCUAUUUUCACAUCCUUGCCGAUUGCGGUGAUCCCACGUGCUGUAGUCACAAGCGACUUUCUCACAGCUGGAUACGACUGGACAACCUCGGACUCGCUGUCUCACUUUUCGUGGUGGAGACCUGCGCAGCAAUAUGGAGAGGCAUCACAGAACACGUCGAUGGUGUAUGCCAUGCAACACACUGCCAUCAAUAUGACUCGUCUAGAUACCAGAGCCUGCGUGGAGCGCUACAUCGAUCCGAUGACCUCCACCAGUUCCGUUAUCAUCGUCGCCCGCAACGUGAGUACGGCGCAAAAUAAUGGCUCCUCGCUGAUAGAUGGCUGGGUAUCUGGUUGGGAAGCUUGGGAGUCUUCUAGCUCCUGGAUCUGCAGGGCGCACCAGGAUAGCGGGAGACAAAAGUUUUGCAAUUGGGACUUUGCCAAAUCCUUCGCGAGGGACGAGGGUAGCAACCGGGAUAGGUGUGGGUUGCAUUACAGCACCCACAUUCUGGCUAUUGUGUGCGCCUGUACGUUUCUGGAGAGCCUCAUGAUCUUCUGGACUUCCACCUACCAUUUCCGCAACAUACAAACCAAGGAAGAGAAGAAGAGUAAGCGCACUAUGGUUACCAUGGGUGACGCGAUCAACAGCUUUCUUGAACAUCCACAUUCUUAUCUAGAUGAACCAGUCGCCGAUGAGGAUACACCGGCGCCUCCUAAACCGGGAACCGUUGAGGUUAAAAUGACGACUUGGCAAGCCAAGUCCCGUGUCUCGUGGUUCAAGGCCAUUAGUCCAUGGGUUUGGGCCCUUUCACUUACAUUAUUUGCCGCGGGACUAGGCGGCACCUCCUACUCUAUUGGAAGCUCGAUAGAUUGGCUAUCGUACCAAGGUGUCGACGUGAGUCCGUCGGCUAUAUGGAACAAUGGUUUUCGAGUAAACCCGGCCACGCUCGCCCGCAAUCUGGGCCCUCUAAGCAGCGGCAUCGGCUCAACUCAGGCACUCCUAGGCAACAUCAUCGUAGCCAACAGUCCUCAAGUCAUGGUCAGUUUCCUCUACCUUUUCUACAACAACAUCCUCACGCGCCAGCUGGUCAGCGACGAGUGGGUGCGCUUUCUUCAAGAGGAAGGAAAAAAGGUGUUGAGAGUGUCUUCGCCCGAGGGCAUGCAGCGGUCAUCCUACUUCCUCUCCCUGCCGCUCAAAUAUUCGAUCCCACUCAUGGUAAUGUCCAUCCUCUUGCACUGGCUCAUAUCCCAGAGCCUCUUCCUCGUCCAAUCGAGCGCUUUUGGCCCAGGCAAGGAUGGAGGACGUCUUCCCAUCUAUGACUACUCCGCGAGAGGGUAUUCUCCUCUCGGGUCUAUUCUAGCCAUCUCCCUUGGGUUCGCUCUAGUAGUAGCCUUACUGCUGAACUCCUGCUUUCGGCAUUAUAGAAACAUACCUGCCGGUUUCCAGCUCAUGGCGUUCAACAGCAGCGCCAUAAAGGCAAUGUGUCAACGGCCAGAGGGUGAUUCUGAUGCGAGGUUUUUCCCUAUCAGGAUCGGCGUUGUUGUUACCGAUGCAAAAAUAGAAGCGUAUUCAUCGGCACGUCCCUGUAAGGCCGUGGUGUUUUCGACUGAUACCGAGCUUCAAGCGCCUGAAAAUGGAGGACAAUAUCUACAGCCUGUCUUCAUUCAAGGGGAAGGCGUGUGGCGUAUAUGCGUUUCUGCUGACGACUUCGUCCAAAGUUCCAUCGAGCAGAACUGCGAACACUAUGCCAAUAUUUUGGCUGUUGGAUUCGCGAAGGAUUGUCUUACCCUGGUUGACAAUUUUCGAUGA
Aspergillus alliaceus is the source of this 2421-nucleotide messenger RNA. RefSeq lists its product as uncharacterized. NCBI's taxonomy places the organism in Eukaryota, Fungi, Ascomycota, Eurotiomycetes, Eurotiales, Aspergillaceae. The record is from RefSeq and is a predicted model, not a curated record. The coding region runs from base 1 to 2421 and encodes 806 amino acids. The transcript is spliced from 5 exons.